Hemibagrus wyckioides is the source of this 1305-nucleotide messenger RNA. Its product is annotated as dehydrogenase/reductase SDR family member on chromosome X-like. The transcript is spliced from 7 exons. Lineage: Eukaryota; Metazoa; Chordata; Actinopteri; Siluriformes; Bagridae. Bases 45 to 1025 code for a protein of 326 amino acids. The record is from RefSeq and is a predicted model, not a curated record.
UUCUGGUGUGUAGCGUUAGUACACUGUGUUUAACUAGCUGAAUUAUGGCGAUUUUAACACGAAUAAUAUCUGUCCUGAAGCUCUACGUGGUCGGCGUGAAGCUUCUGCUUUAUCAGCUCAUUCACCGGCCUUUUAUUUCUCCAGUCUUGCCAGAACAGAAUGGAAAGGUUGCCAUAGUUACAGGAGGAACACGUGGAAUCGGGUUCGAGAUAGUGAAGCGACUCCUAAAUCUGGGAAUGCAUGUUAUUAUAGCUUCUCAUGAUAAACAACAAGGCCACAUUGUGAUGGAACGGCUUCAUAAAGAGAGCAGUGAAGCUCGAGUGGACUUUGAGGUUCUGGAUCUGGCCUCCCAGAAGUCUGUGCGAGAAUUUGUCAGACGGUUUAAGGAACGGAAACUUCCCUUACACGUACUCAUCAACAACGCGGGUGUGAUGCUGGUUCCUGAAGAGGAAACAGACGACGGUUUUGAGCUUCACUUCUCUGUAAACUACCUAGGACACGUUCUCUUGACUCGCCUCCUUUUGGAUACGCUGAUUCAUUCUGGGAUGGAGGAAUGUUCUAGAAUAAUUAGCAUUUGCUCUUCAGCGCACUACGUGUCUGAUAGAAACCUACAGGACUUCUACAGCACGAAGGAUUAUAGUUCUCAUUCCUCGUACGCUCGAAGUAAGCUGGCACAGCUCCUGUUCACCUACCACCUCCACCAGGAGCUCCAGUCUGGAGGCUGCGCUGUGACGGUGAAUGCUGUAGACCCGGGCAUGGUGGACACCGAGCUGUACCACCACAUGAGCUUUCCAGAAAAAAUGGCACAAAAACUCAUCGCCUGUCUGCUGUUCAGGACCCCAGAGCAGGCAGCAGAAACAGCCGUGUACGCAGCCACGUCUCAGGACUUCGAAGGCAUUAGCGGCUGCUAUUUACAUGAAGGAAUACCUGUAAAAUCGUCUUCAGCUUCUUAUGAUGCCCAGCUCCAGGCUGAACUUUGGAGAAACACCUGCAGACUGCUACGACUCCCAGUUAGCAUAAAGUAGAUUUUUUUUAAAGAUAUUACAGGAUAAUAAGGGAAAUUAGUUAUUCAAUUAGUUUUUCAAUUAAAGCAGCAUUUUCUUUAUGUUUGACUGACGAGGAGUGAAGCGUACUGCUGUGAGUGUGAAGGCAUGUUUUUGAGUUGUUUCUGUUCAAUUUUUUUUCAUCUUGAUAGUAUUAUUACACUUUUACGUUUGUCUUAACUAUUUCUCUGCGCCGAAAGACUGUGAAAAUGUAAAGAAUUACUUUAUUCUGCUAUAAAAAUGUAUAAUGUUGUUAUUUGUA